Messenger RNA from Glossina fuscipes, 1752 nucleotides. Its product is annotated as probable tRNA (uracil-O(2)-)-methyltransferase. Gene Ontology annotation, molecular function: tRNA (uridine) methyltransferase activity. The transcript has 3 exons. NCBI's taxonomy places the organism in Eukaryota, Metazoa, Arthropoda, Insecta, Diptera, Glossinidae. The record is from RefSeq and is a predicted model, not a curated record. Gene Ontology annotation, biological process: tRNA methylation. The coding region runs from base 15 to 1709 and encodes 564 amino acids.
AAAUUUCCAAAAUUAUGGAUACUUUAACUGAAGUGCAAUUUUGGAAUGCAUGCUCCAUAUUAGUACGCAAUUAUCACGCAGUUAAUCGUAAAAUAUUUGCCUGCAUCAUACAACAAGUGGACAAAAUCCUUAAAAACAUUCAUCAAUAUGAUCAAGAUUGUAACCAGGAAACUGUGAGUGAGAUUUGCAACGACGAUAUCCAACAGUUAUUGUGUGGCUAUUGCAAAAAUAAAUUGAAAGACGAUGGCACCGAAGGAUUCGUAAUUCAUCUGAAAUUACUACAUAAAAAGCAGGAACCCAGUAUUAAUGCAAUUGUCGUCAUAAAUCUCCUUGAUAAAAGUUGCAUUUUAAGAUUCCAAUGUAAUGAGUUAGAUGAUUUCGAAAUUAGGUUUGAAACCAACGAGUUGAAGUUCAAAUUGUUAUGCCCUUAUGUAGGCAAAAACAACACCUUUAGGUGGCUAGAAUAUGUUUUUAAGCCUAAAUUUUUAAAAUGGUGUAAAAGCACAAAUCAUCAAGCCCCAACAACGCAGACAUCCCCUUUUAAAGGCUCUUUGAACUUAAUAGAUCCCGAAAAGUACAAUCAAUUGUACAGGUGUCUAAAAUUAAAAUACAGCCAAGAAAUCUUAAAGCUAUGGCAGACUGCUGAAGAAUCCACAGAUCCCCUAAAGUUCAUUUAUGAAGAUUUGGCCAUAGCUGCCUACUUAAUUACUUUGUGGCGAAGUGACUUGAUUAAGGAAUCAAUUUCGUUUGCCGACUUAGGUUGUGGUAAUGGGCUGCUGGUAUUUGUACUUUUAAAGGAAGGAUUCAAAGGUUACGGUUACGAUAUUAGGAAACGUAAGCUGUGGUGUCUGUAUCCUUUCGAAGUACGGCAAAACCUUUACGAGAAAGUCCUGGAAUCAUACAAAUUUGAUUUACCUUCAGAUGUGAAUUUUCUGAUAGGCAAUCACUCAGACGAAUUAUCACCUUGGAUACCUGUAUGGGCUACUAGUCUUCGUUAUAAUAUGGAUUAUUUUUUAUUACCUUGUUGUGCAUUUGAAUUUUCGGGAGCUAAAUAUCAACGCCGCAAUUCUUCGCAAUCUGUUUAUAGUGACUUUUGUAAUUACGUUGAAGAUGUAUCGAAACGCUGUGGCUUUACAACUUUUAAAGACCGUUUAAAGAUACCAAGUACUAAAAGAAUUGCUUUUUGCGGCAUUCGACGUAACUACGCGAUCUGCGAACAUCUAACUAAAGUGGCAGAAAUUAAAGAGUUCGUGAAAAAUGAGCAAUAUGCACAUCCAAACAGUGUAGCUGGCUGCGAAGUCAAAUUAAGAGAUUAUAAGGAGCGCAUAAAAAAUUGUACUCAAAUAGAUAGGACUAUCCUUGAUAGUUUGGUAUUAAAAAUAUUCUUUUUCCUCCUUAAUGCGCAAAAGCAGUGCUACACCAUUAAUUGUGUGUGGCAGGGAGGCGGUUAUUUAACCUUACAAGAAUUAGCGGAUAAUUUAGAGAAAUCCGAUUUAAACAACAUAAAGUCCGAGUGUGGUGGCUUAAAAACUCUGCUUCGCAAUAAACAUGAGAUUUUUGAAUUAUUGCCGGAAAACCGUGUAAAAAUACGUAAACCUGAGAUUCGCAGAAGGCCAGAGCAAACAAUAAAGAAACGUAAAUGCUUUUUCAAUGAUAACCACCCACAAGGUUGCCCAUUAUCUGACGAAGAUUGUACAUUCAUUCAUUAACUUUCAUCAAGCAAGAUGUAUGACUGAAAAAAAUGUAAUUUUU